This is a messenger RNA of Girardinichthys multiradiatus, 3151 nucleotides long. Its product is annotated as cAMP-regulated D2 protein. Lineage: Eukaryota; Metazoa; Chordata; Actinopteri; Cyprinodontiformes; Goodeidae. The transcript has 9 exons. Gene Ontology annotation, molecular function: cholinesterase activity. Bases 823 to 2643 code for a protein of 606 amino acids. The record is from RefSeq and is a predicted model, not a curated record.
CGUAUUCUUGUUUUUGAAACAAAUCGUGUUUUGGGUUUCUCCCACCCAUCAUACACUAUUCCUGUGCCUUUUUAGACAUUUUUGCCCUUUCCUUCCCAAAGUUACUCGGGGGAACAGAUUAUUUCAGGGGAACUGAGCACAACGUGGUGGCCGCAUUUUCUUAUCACCGCUGAAAUUCUGGCCCUCGCUUGGUCGUUUCCUGAUGACGCUAUAUUUGAUUUGUUUGGUCUCGAGUUAGGAAAAAAAAAAAAAAGGCUCGUGACCAAAUAUUGCAUCAGAGCACGAGACCCAUGGCCGGCAGUUGCUGCUGUAAGAAAAGCAACAUUUUGGAUGACCCCAUGGUGACCUCCCAGAUUUCCCAGUUUUGUGUUGUGGUGCAGGAGACCAGUAGAUGGCACUGUAUACAUUACUGCAAUUUCACUACACUAAGGGAAGCCCUUCAAUAAGGUAUCUGUGAAAAUAAAAUCUCUCUUACUGAUACAUCAGGUUAAACAGAACAGGUUUUUAAUAGUUAUCCAAGGCCAGUUUUUCCAUCCACAAGUCAAAUCUAUUCUCUUUACCCUGGAUGUAUCACGGUGAUUAGCCUGUAUUAGGCAAAGGAAAGGCCAGCGGUCUACUAUUAGUGGUCCUGGAUCCAGUUAAUUCAGCGAUCAGCAGUCAGACAGGCCACCUUUGUCUGAAAACGUCUAACACAUAACAAGGCAAAUUAAAGUCAUGCACAGCCUGUGAAGAGCUGAAGGAUCGCCUCUGCCUCAUCUGGUACAUAAUUCAAGUCAAAUAAUGAUCUAAGCAGCGAGGCGUUGAGAAGCUCCUUGGUAUGAUAUGGAGAACUGGCAGUGUCUGCUGCUGCUGACUGCAAUAACUUUAAGGCCUUGCUCUGGAGGGGUGAGGAAAAAUGAUGAUGGCAUUGACCCUUUCGGCUUUCUGAGAAAUAUUUACAGUGCACUGCUGUUGAGAGACGAGCCGUUCGUCAGGGACUCUGAGCUUAAAGAGCUGAGGCGCCCAGCAGACCUUGCAGUCAUACAGCAAACUAAGGACAAAGCACUCAGUCAGGGCAGAGACGAGGCUGAUGGACCAGUGGUGUUUACCAAAAACGGACAGAUCAAGGGGGUUACUGUGGAUAAGGCCCAUAUAUUCUAUGGGGUACCCUAUGCAGACCCUCCUGUUGGUGCCUAUCGCUGGAAGCCCCCUAGACCUGUAAGCACGUGGUCUGGAGUUUACGAUGCCUCUUUCCCCCGGGCAGCAUGCAUGCAGGUCUGCAGUGGAUCCAGCUCCGCAGAGUGUCCUAAGAAGGUCAGCGAGGACUGCCUCUACCUCAACAUCUUCAUACCUCUCGACCUUAACUUCACCUCCCCUCUGUGGCGCCCCCUGCCUGUCAUGGUGUGGAUCCAUGGGGGCGAUUUCAUUGCCGGAUCUGCCUCCAAGCCCAUGUAUGAUGGACGCUUCCUCAGUAACUUCACUCACACUGUUGUUGUGAACCUGGAGUACCGACUGGGGGCGUUUGGAUUCCUUGUUUCGGGCACAGAUCCUCUGUCCACCGCUACGGGGAAUUAUGGGAUCUUGGACCAGCAGGCGGCUCUUCUCUGGGUGCAGCAGAACAUUGCAGCAUUCGGGGGUGACCCCAGCAAGGUAACCAUAUUUGGAGAGAGUGCAGGUGCGCAGUCAGUGAGUCUUCACUUGAUGAUCCAAAGCAGCAAAUCUCUGUUCAAACAAGCUGUCCUGCAGAGCCUGCCUUUUUCCAUCCCACUCAAAACCAGAUAUGAUGCCCUGAGGCUGGGAAAAGACUUUGCUAAAGAAACCAACUGCUCUGUGAGCAACUUCAUCUGCCUGCUGUCUCUCACCCCUCAGGCUGUCCUGAGUGCACAGAUGAAAACACGUUCUAAGAUCGUGAACCCGUUCAGAUUCCUGGAGGUUUUUGAGACAUGGGGCCCGCACAUUGAUGGGGAGCUGAUAAAAGAGCAGGCUAUCACCGCCUUUCAGAAGGGCGACUGGCAGAAAGAGAAGGCAUUACUGCUGGGAACCACCUCAGAAGAAGGAGUGCUGUUUGUUUAUGGGGUCUUUAACAAGCCAGUGUCUGUUGUGGAGGCCAUCAUGUACAUCGCAGCCAUCUUUAAGCAACACACUUUGAGGAUCCUACACAAAUAUCUGCCUCUCUACAGGGAAGCUGACUUCAGGCAUAUGCUAACCCAGAUCGUUACCGAUUACGUCUUCCUGUGUCCCUCCAGGAGGUCAGCGCAUGCUGCUGUUGCCACAGGCAGUCAGGUGUGGAUGUACGUGUUCGACCAUGUCGCAUCCGACUGCAGCGUCUGGUCGGGUCUGACAUUCUGCUACAAGCAUGUCUGCCACGGUGCUGAACUGCCGUUUCUCUUUGACUCUGCCCUGGUUGCCAACUACUCCCUAUCCCCGUCUGAAAAGCUACUAUCUAAUCGGAUGCUAUGCUACUGGGGGGCUUUUGCACACACUGGUGACCCGUCCUCAAGACUUCAGCAGACGGCUUUCUGCCGGGAGCAGCGUCUUCCUGUUUGGCCGCGCUAUUUCGACACCAGCGACUGGCUUGUCAUGAACCUGACAGUGCGGUCGCAUGCGCAAGUCGGAACCAGGAACCAUAUAUGUGACUUUUGGGACCGGCUAGGGAUCUACUAGGGAGAGAAUUUGCCGGGUGUCAACAUGCCUCGUUUUACAUGGUUAAAAUUUUAGCGUAAAGCUGUGUAUCUUUAAAACCUUUAAACUGCUGAAAGUCAGGAAACCAAAAUCGCCCAAAGAAGAUAUGUCAAAGAUUUUCUCUUCUAUCCUGAAGGCUUUGACAGCGAACGUCACAUGACCAGGAGAGAAGAACAGUACAAAGAACUCCUAGAAAUGUACAAAUGUGGAGAGACACCAUUUGUUUCAAAAUGCGUGGCAGGUUGGGGAAAGAUGGCGAUGACCUGCCACCAUUCUAAAGUCAACAUACAGUAAAGACUAGUCAACUAACCUUACUUAAAUGAUAGUAGUAACAAUGCAACGAUUCUUUCUAUGCAAUAAAACAUUGUCACAAAGCGAAUACUCUACAGGAUUUACUCAUGCCAUUUAUUGUGUCGGGAGAAUUUCUGUUUCUUAUUUAUUGCAGAAUAUGUCUGACAGAAAAGGAAAAUAAACUUUUUAGUGUAAUUAA